Messenger RNA from Pediculus humanus corporis (human body louse), 1710 nucleotides. RefSeq lists its product as uncharacterized. Gene Ontology annotation, molecular function: ATP binding; arginine-tRNA ligase activity. The coding region runs from base 1 to 1710 and encodes 569 amino acids. Gene Ontology annotation, biological process: arginyl-tRNA aminoacylation; mitochondrial translation. The record is from RefSeq and is a predicted model, not a curated record. Gene Ontology annotation, cellular component: mitochondrion. The transcript has 5 exons. NCBI's taxonomy places the organism in Eukaryota, Metazoa, Arthropoda, Insecta, Psocodea, Pediculidae.
AUGGCAUCAAAAAUUAAAUUGAAUAUAGCUAAAACCGUUUUUAAUGUGUUUCGUCCUCAAUGGGUCAAUACAUCAUUCGAAACGAUAUUUAAAUAUUUCAGUAAAGUCGAAUAUGAUCCACAGGCUGGAGUAUAUUGGGUACUUAACCUUCCUAACGACGAUGCAAAUAAAUUACAUCCGGAUUUAUUAAAAAAUGUUAAAAAAGAACUCGUUGAAAAUAUCGGCGGCGUUGACGAAACACACGUGAAUGAGGGAAAAGACGAAUAUAAAUUUAACAUAAAAUUGGAUACUCGACAAUUUGUAAAAGAUGUUUUAGAAUCGGAUCCCAUCAGCCUUAAUUUUGAGCCUAUUGGAAAAAAGGUGAUUGUCGAAUAUAGUUCUCCUAAUAUAGCUAAACCUUUUCACGUUGGCCAUUUAAGAUCGACAAUUAUAGGAAAUAGUAUUGCGAAUAUAAAAAAAAAAUUAGGAAACAAUGUAUUUAAAUUAAAUUAUUUAGGAGAUUGGGGUACUCAAUUUGGAAUAAUUCAACUUGGCGUAGAACAUGAAAAUUAUACAAUCGAUGACAUUAAAAAAGAUCCUAUUAAUCUAUUGUUCAAAGCUUAUGUUAAGGGAAAUCAAUUGUCCAAACUCGAUCAGGAUGCUUAUGAAAAAGCUAAAAAAAAUUUUUAUUUGCUUGAGCGACAAGAUGAGAAAUUAAUUCAACUGUGGGAUAAAUAUCGAAUGUGGACCUUGGAAGAAUUAAAUGCUACAUAUAAAAGAUUAGGAGUUGAAUUUGAUAGUUUUUCAUGGGAGUCUGACUACAGGAGGAGCCAUGCUGACAACGUUUUAAAACUUUUAGAAGAAAAAGGAAUAUUGUCGACAGAUGAAUUUCAAAAAAAAGUAGCUGUAAUAGAUGAUAAAGUCAUACCUUUGAUAAAAAGCGACAACACAACAUUAUACAUUUGUCGAGAUUUAAUGGCCGUUUUGGAUAGAAUAUCAACUCACAAUUUUGAUGAGAUGUAUUAUGUUGUCGAUAAUGGUCAAGCAGAACAUUUUACAAAUUUAUUUAAACUUUGCGAAAAGUUGGAAAUAAGUAAAAACAAAAUACUACGGCAAAUCAAAUUCGGUAAAAUAAACGGAAUGAAAACAAGAAAGGGUAACGUUAUUUUUUUAAAAGAUGUCAUCGAUGAAGCACGCGAAAGAGUACUUGCAAAACAACAAUCGACAAAAACUACCAAAACAUCAGCAGACGAUAGAGAAACCGCCGAUGUGCUCGGAGUAUCCGCCGUCAUUAUCAACGAUCUCAAACGUAGUCGCACGAAAGAUUACGCGGCAAAAUGGGAAGACAUGUUACAGAUGACGUCAGACACGGGAGUUUUCCUACAGUACUGUCACUGCAGAUUGUGUAAUCUCUCAUUGGAAUGUGGCAAAACAAUGGCGAGUUAUUGCGAUCCUCAAGCACUUAAAGAAAUCGAAGCCAUUAAUUUAAUUAAACAAAUUGCAAAUUACGAAAGCAUUUUGAUUAAAUCGAACGAAACGUUACAACCUAAAGAAUUGGUUUCGUAUUUGUUUGCUCUUUGCCGCGCAACGAACGGAGCGUUGAAAAAUUUAAACGUCAAAUCAUCUGAUGAUCAUACCGGAAGUCAAAGACUUUUACUUUUUGAAAAAACAAGAUCCGUUCUUGAGGACGGUAUGAAAUUGUUAGGUUUAAAACCUCUUAGAAAAAUGUAA